AGCACCGUAGCGCUUUGCUUUUACGACGCAUGCGCGUUUUCGACACUACGGAAGGCAAGCCGUGACGCGAUGAGAGUCACGAGUACAAAUAAAUUGAAGUUUUAAAAGCGUCAACAAAAGGACGUGGCGAACUAAACUCCGGCAAGUUGCUGGCGAUCCGUCAGAAAAGCAAUGGACCCGCUUCAGUGUCUGAAUGUAGAGGCGGAAGAAACCAGAUGUGGUCAUGACAAUGGUGAAGUUUCCAACAACAACAGUUGCGGCAAGACGGUGAGUCCAGGUCCGGGGGAACAUCCUCUCCAGUAUAACUACACAUUCUGGUACAGCCGAAGAUCGCCGAGUCGUCCCGCGAGCACGCAGAAUUACGAGCAAAACAUUAGACGGAUUGGCACUGUGUCAUCGGUGGAGCAGUUCUGGAAGUUCUACAGUCAUCUGGUGCAUCCAGGAGACCUGAGUGGACCCAGCGACUUCCACUUGUUCAAGGAGGGCAUCAAACCGAUGUGGGAGGACGAGUGCAACCGCAGCGGGGGCAAGUGGAUCAUUCGGCUGCGGAAAGGGCUCGCAAGCCGAUUCUGGGAGAACAUGAUUCUCGCCAUGGUGGGGGAGCAGUUCAUGGUGGGGGAGGAAAUUUGCGGCGCCGUCGUAUCGAUACGCUUCCAGGAGGACUUCCUUUCAAUCUGGAACAGGACGUCCAGCGAUCAAACCACAACCUCCAGAAUCCGAGACACUUUGAGACGGGUUCUCAACCUUCCCGCCAGCACCAUCAUGGAGUACAAGACCCACAACGACAGCCUCAGGGACAACUCCAGCUUCAGAAACAUGAAGAUGUCCCACUGACGCUUGGGAGUGGAAUGUUUGUCGUUACGUCCUUUGUCUUGAGUUCUUCGAGGUUACCUUGCAGCGGAUUAUGUUUUUUGUGUUUGAGUGUUGGCACAGGGUACCGAUUAAACCCAGUGGAAGUCA
Molecule: messenger RNA, 960 nt
Organism: Syngnathus typhle (broad-nosed pipefish)
Lineage: Eukaryota; Metazoa; Chordata; Actinopteri; Syngnathiformes; Syngnathidae
Gene: eif4e2rs1
Product: eukaryotic translation initiation factor 4E family member 2 related sequence 1
Exons: 7
Coding region: 172-834 (220 amino acids)
Biological process (GO): translational initiation
Cellular component (GO): eukaryotic translation initiation factor 4F complex; cytoplasm
Molecular function (GO): RNA 7-methylguanosine cap binding; translation initiation factor activity
Source: RefSeq, a predicted model, not a curated record